AGCUAGAAUUCUAUUAUUUGGAGUUCACAUUUUCUGUUGUAACUUUAUUUUUAAUUUUUUUUUUAUUUUUAGUUUUUUGGUUUUCACUGGAAGGAAAAGAUGCUCAUUUUAAAUGUUGAAGUGUACAAGUUGCUUUGUUACAAUAAAACCAAUGUGUACACAAAAAACAAAACAAAACAAAAUCCUCGCAAAAAAAAAAAAAAAGCCGGGGAUUUGCCCAGUGCUGCGACACUACCUUAAUCCUCGCGUUAGAAUUGCAAAGGCGCAAAUCACAGUUUUGUCAGGGACAGAACUGUUGAAAGUCAAUCAGCAGAAGGAUGGCUUUUCUUCUUGCUUUGUACUCUCAAUGUCGGUGAAUACUCCGGCAGAGUACGUAACCAAAGGGGCAACUUAUUCUCAGUACCUAACGGGUUCCAUACUUCUAUCACUCCCAAAAUUCAAGAGAACACUUCCUUUCUCUUGUUUUUAAUGAAGAAAUCUAUAGAUGGCCCCGAGAAAAUAAUUCUGGGAAAAAAAUAGUGAAAGGAAGACCUUCAGUGAAAUGAAGUUUUAAAGGGCAUCCGCUGGGCACGGUAGUGUAUGUAUUCAUCCUAGCACCAGGGGGGAGAAAGAAGAAGAUGAGUUAAGAGCAGCCGCAGGCACGUAGACAGAUCAAAGCCGUCCUAGGCUACUGGACACCUUGACUCAAACACACAAACAAAACUCAUGGCCAGCAUUUGUCUUCCAGAUACAUGCAGUGUACUGUCAUUGAUAGUAUAUUGGGAUGUGUUUGGCUUGUUGAAACUUUUCUGGUAAAUUGUAAACCCAUGUCUUUGCAUGUUUUGUUUGGUUUUGGUUUGAUUUUGGUGCUCCACUGUCACCGAAUAACAAUGACAUUUAGAUAUGUUUACAAAGUUAAUGUUUUGUUUUCUUCGUUCUGGAAGAUGAAUUACAAUUUAGAAAUGGAGGCUGAAGAAUUAGAUGGCAGGAAGUUGACAAUUGAUUCCAUAAUGACCAAAGUAAGAGAUAUUAAAAAUAAGAUAAAGGAAGACCUUACUGAUGAGCUGAGCUCGAAUAAAAUCUGUGCUGAUCCUACAGAAACGGUUAACCAAAUUAUGAUGAUGGCGAACACCCCAGAGAACUGGUUGAAUUUCUUGCUGAAACUAGAGAAGAACAGUGUCCCCCUAAAUGAUGCUUUUUUAAAUAAGUUGAUCGGUCGCUAUAGUCAAGCAAUUGAAGCCCUUCCUCCAGAUAAAUAUGGCCAGAAUGAGAGCUUUGCUCGAAUCCAAGUCAGACUUGCCGAAUUAAAAGCUAUUCAAGAACCUGAUGAUGCUCAUGACUACUUUCAAAUGGCCAGAGAAAACUGCAAGAAGUUUGCUUUUGUGCAUGUGUCUUUUGCACAGUUUGAACUGUCUCAAGGCAAUCUUAAAAAAAGCGAACAGCUUCUUCAUAAAGCUAUAGAAAGCGGAGCAGUGCCGCUGCAGAUGCUGGAGAUCGCCAUGCGCAACUUACACCUCCAGAAAAAGCAGCUACUGUCAGAGGAGGACAAGAAGAGUUUAUCAGCAUCUACAGUACUAACUGCCCAAGAAUCAUUCUCUAGUUCCCUUGGAAAUCUACAGAAUAGGAACAUGAGUUGUGAUUCCAGAGGACAGCCUGCUAUAGCCAGGAUUUUAUAUGGAGAGAACAUACCUCCACAAGAUGCAGAAAUAAGUCAUCGAAAUCCCUUAAAACAAACUAACAAAGCUAAACCGUCAUGUCCCUUUGGAAGAGUCCCGGUUAACCUUCUGAAUAGCCCAGAUUAUCAUGUGAAGACAGAUGGUUCAGCUGUGCCAAAUUUUUCAAAAAGAAAGAUAUCCGGAUCAGAUUCCCGAGAAUCAAUUAUUCCUGGAUCCAAACCAAGUGGAAAUGAUUCCUGUGAAUUGAGAACUUUAAAGCCCAUUCAAAGUGUCCAUUUCAAAGACUCUCUGGUGUCCGGUGAAAAAAGUUCUGAGCUUAUUUCUGAUUUAGUAAUCUUGAAGAGUAAAACUGAAUCAAGUCUCCUAACAAAAUUGGAAGAAACUAAAGUACGUCAAGAAUCAGAGAUUGCAGAAAGAAAGCACAAACCAUGGCAGUCCACAAGAAAGUCUGAGAGUGUGAGCCAGAACCAGUGGCACAUUCCGGAUGUUACCCCUAAGACUCAGAAAGAGAAGUGUCCCACUGUUGAGCAGCUUGCCUUACCAGUUUCAAAGCAGUCGCCUCCGAUGUCAGUUCCUAAAUGGAUUGAUCCAAAGUCUGUCUGUGUGACACCCAGUAGUAAUUCCACGGAUGAUUACAUGAGCUGUUUUAGGACUCCAGUUGUGAAGAAGGACUUUCUGCCUGCCUGCCCAUUAUUGACACCUUACAGCCAGCCUGCCUGCCUGCAACAGCAGCAGCAGCAGCAGCAGCAGCAGCAGCACCAACAGCAGCAAGGACUGAGUACCCCUCUUCAAAACUUACAGGUUUCAGGAUCCUCAACAGUAAAUGAAUGCAUUUCUGUUAAAGGAAGAAUUUAUUCCAUACUAAAACAGAUAGGCAGUGGAGGUUCCAGUAAGGUAUUUCAGGUAUUGAGUGAAAAGAAGCAUAUAUAUGCUAUCAAAUAUGUGAACCUAGAAGAUGCAGAUAAGGAAACUAUUGACAGUUACCGGAAUGAGAUAGCUUAUUUGAACAAACUACAGCAACACAGUGAUAAGAUCAUCCGCCUCUAUGAUUAUGAAAUCACAGAGCGGUACAUCUACUUGGUAAUGGAAUGUGGAAACAUUGACCUGAAUAGUUGGCUUAAAAAGAAAAAAUCCAUCAAUCCAUGGGAACGCAAGAGCUACUGGAAAAACAUGUUGGAAGCAGUACACACAAUCCAUCAGCAUGGCAUUGUUCAUAGUGAUCUGAAGCCUGCUAAUUUUCUAAUAGUUGAAGGAAUGCUGAAGCUAAUUGAUUUUGGGAUUGCAAACCAAAUGCAGCCAGAUACAACAAGCAUAGUUAAAGAUUCUCAGGUUGGUACAGUUAAUUACAUGCCUCCAGAAGCAAUCAGAGACAUGUCUUCUUCAAGAGAACAUGGGAAAGUCAAGACCAAGAUAAGCCCCAGAAGUGAUGUUUGGUCCUUGGGGUGCAUUUUGUACUAUAUGACUUACGGGAAAACCCCAUUCCAGCAUAUCAUUAAUCAGCUCUCUAAACUACAUGCCAUAAUUGACCCUAAUCAUGAGAUUGAAUUUCCUGAUAUUCCAGAAAAAGAUCUUCAAGACGUGCUAAAGCGCUGUUUAGUAAGGGACCCUAAAGAGAGGAUAUCCAUCCCUGAGCUGCUCGCACAUCCUUAUGUUCAGAUUCAACCCCAUUCAGGCAGCCAAGUGGCUAGGAAAACCAAUGAUGAAAUGAAAUAUGUUCUGAGUCAACUUGUUGGUCUGAAUUCUCCUAACUCCAUUUUGAAAACUGCCAAAACUCUCUAUGAACGCUAUAAUUGUGGUGAAAGUCAAGAUUCUUCAUCAUCCAAGACAUUUAACAAAAAGGCAGAAGGAAAUUGAUGUACAGCUACUCACAAACCAAAAACACUAAAGCUGUCCAUCUGCUAUACUUUUGAAUCGCCACGGAAAUCUACCUUAGGAAACAAACUUGCCUGAAUUUUUUCAGUAAAAAUCUUUGUAAAUUAUCCUCUAAAAAAACUGUAAAGUUAACCACUGUGUUAGAAUAUAUAGUUGUGCUUUUGUUUUUUGUUUUUCUGUAAAUCUAAUCGGUCUGGUAACAUUUCACACGGAGCGGGGACUCUGGACUGUUGACGAUCUCUGUAAAUAGAGAGGACCUCUUACUCUGAAGACCUGUGUAAAUAAAGCUUAUCCUCAUGAGGGACACCACUGUCCCCAAGUUGUACGACAGUUUUCUUUAAUGUGUUACUGGCAUGAUAGCAAAAUUCUUAG
Messenger RNA from Alexandromys fortis (reed vole), 3899 nucleotides. It is a transcript of the gene Ttk, whose product is annotated as TTK protein kinase. Gene Ontology annotation, molecular function: protein serine/threonine/tyrosine kinase activity; ATP binding; protein binding. Gene Ontology annotation, cellular component: nucleus; kinetochore. Bases 732 to 3509 code for a protein of 925 amino acids. Gene Ontology annotation, biological process: peptidyl-serine phosphorylation; protein localization to kinetochore; mitotic spindle assembly checkpoint signaling. Lineage: Eukaryota; Metazoa; Chordata; Mammalia; Rodentia; Cricetidae. The record is from RefSeq and is a predicted model, not a curated record. The transcript has 20 exons.